Molecule: messenger RNA, 972 nt
Organism: Monosiga brevicollis MX1
Lineage: Eukaryota; Choanoflagellata; Craspedida; Salpingoecidae
Exons: 11
Coding region: 1-972 (323 amino acids)
Biological process (GO): DNA-templated DNA replication; DNA repair
Cellular component (GO): nucleus; DNA replication factor C complex
Molecular function (GO): DNA clamp loader activity; DNA binding; ATP hydrolysis activity
Source: RefSeq, a predicted model, not a curated record
AUGGAACAUAGUCGCCCAAAGACCACGCAUGAUGUGGCGCACCAGAGUGAAGUCGUGGCCAUGUUGCAAAAGUGUGUGGCUGGAGGAGACAUGCCCCACACCCUGUUCUAUGGUCCCCCUGGGACAGGCAAGACCUCCACGAUCUUGGCCGUGGCCCGCGAAUUCUUUGGGCCACAACUCAUGAAGGAACGUGUCUUGGAGCUCAACGCGUCUGAUGAGCGUGGUAUUGGCGUUGUUCGAGAAAAGAUCAAAAACUUUGCAGUCAUGACCGCCAACACUCGAGUGUCUGGUGGCUACCCCUGCCCACCGUUCAAAAUCAUCCUCCUGGACGAGGCAGACGCCAUGACAGAGGCAGCUCAGUCGGCGCUCCGCCGAACCAUUGAACAACACAGCAACGUGACCCGGUUUUGUAUGGUCUGCAACUACGUGUCUCGCAUUAUCGAGCCGCUUGCCUCGCGUUGCGCCAAGUUUCGCUUCAAACCGUUGUCAGACGCUACCGUCCUGGCACGCUUGCAACACAUCCGUGACGCUGAGAACGUUAAAUGUGCAGACGAGGUGCUCCAAACCAUCGUCAAAGUCAGCGGUGGAGACAUGCGUCAAGCCAUCACCUUUUUGCAGAGUUGUCAUCGUCUGCGCGGUGACUUGGGUAUCGAGACGUCGCACGUCGAAGACGUCUCUGGCCUCGUCCCUCAGAGCACCAUCAAUGAACUCCUCUCGCGCUGCAACGAAAACUCCUUUGAAGCCCUCCAAGCAUCCGUGGACGAUGCCAUAUUAUCGGGCUUCUCAGGGUCGCAGUUGCUGCAUCAGCUACAUGAAACCCUCAUGGAGAUGGAGAUGGACGAAAGCAAAAAGGCCAAAAUCCUUCACAAAAUGGCAGUGGCCGAUAAGCGCUUGAUUGACGGCGCUGAUGAACAGCUCACCCUGCUAGAUGUCUUGGCUGAAAGCAUGCAUAUUCUGAACCACAAGGCAUGA